Acyrthosiphon pisum (pea aphid) is the source of this 1250-nucleotide messenger RNA. RefSeq names its product kynurenine/alpha-aminoadipate aminotransferase, mitochondrial. Gene Ontology annotation, molecular function: L-kynurenine:2-oxoglutarate transaminase activity; pyridoxal phosphate binding. The record is from RefSeq and is a predicted model, not a curated record. Gene Ontology annotation, biological process: biosynthetic process. Lineage: Eukaryota; Metazoa; Arthropoda; Insecta; Hemiptera; Aphididae.
AUAUCGGCCUUUGAUAAAGAUAUUGGAAGAAAUACAAGACAGGUUUCAUGGACCUCAGUAUUGGAAUAAAAGAAGUAUUAUGAUGACAUCUGGCGCACAAGAAGGAUUAUCCAAGGCCGUGGACAUGUGCAUGCGUUGCAACGACUCAGUGAUUAUGCCUGAUCCUGUAUAUACAGGAGCCGUUGACUUGUUCAGACCAUAUGAUGCUGAGAUCAUACCGAUUGUACAAGAUUCUUGUGGUAUAGUCGUGGAAGAAAUUGAGAAAGUUUUAGCUAAAAGAAAAAGAAAAAUGAUGCCGAUACCCAAAAUGAUUUAUGUGAACCCUACUGCAUCGAACCCUGCCGGAACUACAUUACCCACUCAUAGAAAACGUGAAAUUUACCGAUUAGCUUGUGAAUAUAAUAUGCUCAUUCUUGAAGACGAUCCAUAUUACUACUUACAUUUCGAAAAAGAAAAUCCUGUGAGUUUUUUGUCUAUGGACACGGAGGGUCGUGUGCUUCGAUUCGAUUCGUUUUCAAAAAUCAUGAGCUCUGGUUUACGUGUUGGCUUCGUAACCGGACCCAUAACGUUACUGCGUAGAAUGGAGCUACACAUGCAAACAUCAUCGAUGCACACUUCAUCAUUAUCACAAGUACUUUUAUACAAGCUCCUAUCACAUUGGGGCAAAGAUGGCUUAAUUUCUCAUUUCAUGCAUGUCAAAAACUUUUACAAGCAAAAGUUGGAUUACAUGAUGUGUGCGAUUAAUAAACAUCUUCAUGGAUUAGCUGAAUGGUACACUCCAAAUGGUGGCAUGUUUCUGUGGUUGAAAAUAAUUGGACUGAACGAUGCCAAAAAACUAGUAACUGAUAGAUGUUUGGAUAAAUUAAUAAUUUUAGCUCCUGGAUAUGCGUUAUCAGCCAAUGCUGAAAACCCAAGUCCCUACAUUCGAAUUUCAUAUUCCAUUGCAUCGCCAGAAGAAGUUGAUCGGGGAAUAUUAUUACUGGCAGAAGCCAUACGAGAAGAAUUGUUGGAGAAUAUCUGCUUAUAAUAUGAUCAACGCACGUAACAAUAACAUCAUAAAUCAUACUUAUCAAUUAUCGAUUAUCAUUUCCUAAUAAGGAUCUGUGUGAAUUUUUAUUUGAUUGUAUAAUAAUAUUUUAAGUGAUAAAAUAUCACAUUUUUUAAUUUUUAAGUUUUGAUUGUAUUCUUUAAUUUUACCUAUAAUACUUAUUUAUAAUUACCUAGUAAUAAAAUUAAUAUUUUUAUGAAAA